Molecule: messenger RNA, 2690 nt
Organism: Melanotaenia boesemani (Boeseman's rainbowfish)
Lineage: Eukaryota; Metazoa; Chordata; Actinopteri; Atheriniformes; Melanotaeniidae
Gene: angpt2b
Product: angiopoietin 2b
Exons: 10
Coding region: 577-2151 (524 amino acids)
Biological process (GO): Tie signaling pathway
Molecular function (GO): receptor tyrosine kinase binding
Source: RefSeq, a predicted model, not a curated record
UCUUUCUCUCGCUCUCUACUUUAAAGUGCUUUACCGCUUCGGCCAACAUCCUGAAACAGGCCACUCUCCACUCCACCCCAGUACUCCCCUCUCCUUCAGACAAACGCAUGGAAUCCAGCUGCUUGAAAAGAGAGGCGUAAAGAGAGCAACUUUUCAGAGGAGAAAUAAAUGUUUGGAGUCUGCUUUUGGCUUCCUGGGCAGAGCUACAUGCGGUGGCUGACUGUUGGAGUUAAAAAAGGAAACAAUCCCCUUUUUCCUGUGUGCGUGUUUUCGGUCUGCACAUGUGCUAAACAGUGGGAGCACAAAUUGGACUGAAGAAGACCUUGGAUGCAACAGCAAAAAGGAGGAUUAGCCAAAAGAAGAGAAGUGAAAGUAGUAAAAGACUGAAGCAGCAGAAGUUAAACUGAGAAUACAGGAAAGGAGAAGUAAGAGUUGGAGUCCAAAGGGAAAUUUCAGCAGCAGUACAGAUAAAAAUAUAGAGGAGUGAAAAGAACCUCACCUGACCCACUUGUCCACUUGGCCAGGUGGUGCAACCUCCUUCUUCCCCUCUCCUCCUUCCCUUUUUUUUACCCUGACAUGGGCCGCCUGCUGGCCCUGACCCUCGCCUACCUGGCCUACCUGCUGGCCACUGCUAUUGGCUCCCAGCGCCAGCAGCACCGUGUGCAGCACGGCUCCUGCAGCUACACCUUCAUCCUACCUGAAGUGGAGCACUGCCUUCCUGUAAAGGACUUCCAGGUCACUAAUACCCUGCAGAGAGACUCCCCACCUGAGGCCGAGCCUGAUACAGGAGAAUCCAAGGAAAGGCCUUCAUGGCAGGAGAGGAAGCUGGAAAGUCUGGAGAACGCUAUGGAGAAUAACACACAGUGGCUGCAGAAGCUGGAGAACUUCAUCCAGGAGAAUGUGCGCUCUGGGAUGGAGGAAAUCAAGAGAUCUGCAGUACACACCCAGACAGCUGCCAUGUUGGAGAUGGGGACCAACCUUCUCAGUCAAUCGGCGGAGCAGACGCGCAAACUGACAGAUGUUGAGACCCAGGUGUUAAACCAGACAAGUCGUCUGGAGAUCCAGCUGCUCGAAUACUCGCUCUUCACAAACCGUCUGGAGAAGCAUAUUCUCCUUCAGACACAAGAGAUCUCACAUCUGAGUGAUAAAAACAGUUUUCUGGAACAAAGGCUCUUAGCGCUGGAGGCUCGGUAUGGGAAGGAGCUACAGGGUUUAGAGAGUGAAAAGCAACAGCUCCAAGAUCUUCUUGAGAGGCAGAGUCGACUGGUUAGUCAGCUUCAGGGUGAACUUGGAAGCUCUAUGCUCAACAGCACAUUACUGCAGAGACAACAGGCAGUGCUCACGGACACUGUUCAGCAGCUGCUGACUAAAGUCAGUCACUGCAAUGAAAUCUCCAAUAUGCCCCAGAAGGAGCCACUUAGUUUCAGGGACUGUGCUGAGAUCCUGCGAUCAGGAGUGAAAGAAAGUGGAGUAUAUAGUAUACACCUUCACAACUCCACCCAGGAUGUCAAGGUGUUCUGUGACAUGAAGACCAGAGGUGGGGGGUGGACGGUGCUGCAGCAUCGAAGAAAUGGCUCUGUUGAUUUCAAUCGCGAGUGGAAGGACUACAAAAUGGGCUUUGGAGAGCCGUCCGGGGAAUACUGGCUGGGGAAUGAUAUCAUCCACAAACUGACCAGCUCCCAGGAAUACAGUCUACACGUCCAGCUAAAAGACAGGGAGGGGAAUGAAGCCUUCUCACACUAUGAUCGCUUCUACAUAGAUGGAGAGGAAAGCAACUACAGUCUUAAUGUCGAGGGCUUUAGUGGCACUGCUGGCCGAACCAGUAGCCUCAGCCACAAUGGCAGCCAAUUCAGCACCAAGGACAGAGACAAUGACCGUUGCACCUGCAAGUGCGCACAGCUCGCUUCAGGAGGAUGGUGGUUUGAAGCUUGUGGCCCAUCGAACCUGAAUGGGAUUUAUUACCCGGCUUCAUUCAAUGUGGCUCGCUACAAUGGUAUCAAGUGGUACUAUUGGAAAGGUCCAAAUCUGAUGGCUACCAUGACAACGAUGAUGCCUCUGGUGCCAGGUGUUUGUCUUCAUGUCAGAUACAACUUCAAAAAGCCACACAUGCUGGAAUUGGGAAGUCAGACGAGCUUCGCUUUGCACCAGUGAUCUGAUGAAUCAUCCAAUAACAAAGAUCCCUGUGGUGCCCAUUAGAAAGUAGAUGGGUUGCACCUCAACAAAUAGUAACCAGCAUCUGCUGGUGCACACUGGGGACAGCAGCCGCUGCUAAGUGGAGGAUGACUCAUGAGGAUGUUGGCAGGCCAUAUCUACAAUAUCUGCUAAGUCCUGAGCUUCAUUUGUUGAAGGACAGACUGUGAGAAGAGCGCUUAAACAUCUCAUCUGCUCUGUGUGAAACAUCUCUGCUGCAAAUUAGAGAUGACUGCAGAAACUGCAACAUGUGUAAUGUACAGUGCUGUGAGCCAAGUUUUGGUGUUUGACAUGUCCUGUUUAUUGCAGUUGAUGUUGGAGGUACUUAAAAAAGGAAAUAUUUGCUUUCUGGAAAAAUAUAUGGGAAAAUAAAUUUCAAAUAAAACAAAAAAACUGGUUGACUUGUACAAACAACAAGCUUUUUUUGCAUGCUUUAUGGCUUGUGAAGGACCACUGUCUUACACUGUGAAGUCCAGAUAUCCAUACCAGAUAUCAGGUCU